This is a messenger RNA of Pseudonaja textilis, 2406 nucleotides long. It is a transcript of the gene GFRA1, whose product is annotated as GDNF family receptor alpha 1. Gene Ontology annotation, biological process: nervous system development. NCBI's taxonomy places the organism in Eukaryota, Metazoa, Chordata, Lepidosauria, Squamata, Elapidae. The record is from RefSeq and is a predicted model, not a curated record. Gene Ontology annotation, cellular component: signaling receptor complex; external side of plasma membrane. Gene Ontology annotation, molecular function: signaling receptor activity.
UGGAAUAUCUUAGGUGCUGAGAUCGCCUUCUGGAGUGACGGAAGCAACUUCUUCAUCGGAGAGAAGGAUUUGUCGAGGAGCAAGAUGACUCUGGCUACCUUUUACAUUGUGUUGCCCUUAAUGGAAGUGCUCUUCUCGGCUGAAGUGAGUGGGCUGCUUGGAGGAGACCAUCUGGAUUGUGUGAAAGCCAGCGACCAGUGUCUCAGGGAGCAGAGCUGCAGCACUAAAUACAGGACACUGAGGCAGUGUGUAGCUGGCAAAGAGAGCAACUUCAGCCGGGCAGCAGGCCUGGAAGCAAAGGACGAGUGCAAAAGCGCCAUGGAGGCACUCAAGCAGAAAUCCCUCUAUAAUUGCCGCUGCAAAAGAGGCAUGAAAAGGGAGAAAAACUGUCUGCGUAUUUACUGGAGCAUGUACCAAAGCUUACAGGGAAAUGAUUUGCUUGAAGAAUCACCUUACGAACCAGUGAACAGCAGGUUAAUGGACAUAUUCAGGCUAGCACCAAUUGUAUCAGCGGAGCCUGUCAUCUCAAAAGGGAACAACUGUCUGGAUGCAGCAAAAGCUUGUAACCUGAACGAUACCUGCAAGAAAUAUCGAUCGGCAUACAUAACACCCUGUACCUACAGUGUGUCUAAUGAAAUCUGCAACAAGCGAAAGUGUCACAAAGCCCUAAGGCAGUUUUUUGACAAAGUUCCCCCCAAGCAUAGUUAUGGAAUGCUCUUCUGUUCCUGCCGAGAUACUGCAUGUACAGAACGAAGACGACAGACGAUUGUUCCUGCGUGUUCUUAUGAGGACAGAGAGAAACCAAACUGCCUGAAUUUACAAGAUAUUUGCAAGACGAAUUACAUUUGCAGAUCUCGUCUUGCAGACUUUUUCACAAACUGCCAGCCUGAAUCACUGUCCGUUAGUAGCUGCCUGAAAGAAAACUAUGCUGACUGCCUCCUUGCUUACUCAGGACUUAUUGGCACAGUUAUGACACCAAAUUAUUUAAAUUAUAAUAAUCUCAGUGUUGCACCGUGGUGUGAUUGCAGCAGCAGUGGCAAUGAUAUAGAAGAAUGUCUGAAGUUUCUGAAUUUCUUCCAGGAUAAUUCAUGCCUUAAAAGUGCAAUUCAGGCUUUUGGCAAUGGUACAGAUGUGAAUGUGUGGCAACCAUUCCUACCUGUCCAAACCACGACAGCUUUAACUACAACAGCAUACAGAUCAAAGACUUAUGAGUCUGAUAAUUCCAACAAUGAAAUACCUACUAAUAAUGAUUUACCAGCUUGUGCCAACAUCAAGGGACCAAAGCAGAGUUUCAAUGAAUCUAUAAUAACGGAACCCUGUGUGACUGGGAAUGCAAUUGGGAAGGAAAGUGUGGCAGGAGGCUCCACCAGUCACAUAUCUUCUGAUCAUUCAUCUUCUCUCCGUGUAAGCAUAAGGUCAAGCACCCUUCUUUUGCUGUCUCUGAUUGCACUCUCAUUCUGUUGGUGCCCACGUUCAGAAGAAACCUUGUAUCUGCUUUAACAAAAGGACCCAUCAAAAGAAAGAAAGAAAAUCUGUCUAUCCUCCAUCCUCCUCUGUUGUUGAUUGUAAAUUACAGUUCUAGGAAUUAAGUUGAAAUGCUCUGCUAAAAAAAAUAAGACUGGAUCAAUGUUGUUCUCAUUAUCAUCAUAUUAUAUCGUUACUAUUAUUUUCUAUUUUCAAAGAAAGAUUCUUAGAUGCUUUGCAUAGAUGGGACACCCACAUUCCAAACAGAGUAGAGUUUGAACAGGCAGUGUUUGAAAAGAGACGGAUAAUUUGCAUGUAAACCAUUCAAGUUUUAUUCUUUUGUCUCUUCCUCAUUGUCCCCCCCCUUUUUAAAAAAAAAAAAAACCUGGACCAGGAAGAAAUAAACUUGACUCUUCAAGUUCUAGUUUUUUGUAUUUGUUGCCCAGGAAUUUUUCCUUUGCCAAACCCAUUAAAAUGAAUGGGACCUACUGUACACCAUCAUAUGGUGAUUGUAGGUUUCAAUUAGUUCAACCUUGCUCAGAUGGAAUUUGGAGACAAACCGUGGUUUCCAAAUAUUUGGAAACAUUGCCAGAAUGGUUAAUAAUUUAAUAAUUUAUUCCUGAUAAAUUGGGACCCAGUUUAGAAAUGUUUGAAAUGUAUGUAUUGAAAGCCUAGAUAUUGGACCGCAUUACAAGAUUUUUUCAUUGCUCUCUUUGUAGAUAAGAGACUAUAGAGCAGGCAAAGAAAAACCUGCAUAAAUUGCCACUUGGCAGAUUUGGGCCUUUUAAAUUGAAAAACAGUAAGUUAAACAUAUUUUGAGUCGGUUGUGGAUCUGGCUAUGCGAUGAACAUGCUAUGCUCUUCCUGAAAGUUUUUUUUAUAUAUAUUUAACUUAUUCAUGUUUGGCUACCAGUAUUUUGCUGUUUUAGCAUUCUCUUCUAUG